Molecule: messenger RNA, 2220 nt
Organism: Callorhinchus milii (elephant shark)
Lineage: Eukaryota; Metazoa; Chordata; Chondrichthyes; Chimaeriformes; Callorhinchidae
Gene: trip4
Product: thyroid hormone receptor interactor 4
Exons: 13
Coding region: 49-1812 (587 amino acids)
Biological process (GO): positive regulation of DNA-templated transcription
Cellular component (GO): nucleus
Molecular function (GO): transcription coactivator activity; zinc ion binding
Source: RefSeq, a predicted model, not a curated record
UCUCGUGUACGCUGUGCACGGGGGGAUGUUUCCGGGUGGGUUUGCUCCAUGGCGGCGGCCGGAGGGGAGAGGACGGCGGCCGCGGACUCGCUGCUGAGCUGGUGUCAGGAGCAGUUGGUUCAGAAAUUCGGGCUGGAAGUUAACGAGGAGUUGAUACAAUACAUCCUGUCUAUCGAGAGCUCAGAGGAGAUUGAAGAGUAUGUCAGUGACUUGGUUCAGGGGACGGAUGGAAAGAAACAGCUCUUUAUUGAUGAACUUCUGAAAAGGUGGAAGAGAUCACGAGAGGUGCCCACUCCUGGGCAAGGACAGUUAUACAGGAAAAAAGAUGAGGUUCCAGACUCAUCAAAAGUCAGCGAGCAGCUCAAGAAGUCAAAGAGGAAAGGCAGGAACAAGCAGGAACCAUGGCUGGUGUCUGAGACCCAGGCACCAGCAGAAGAAGUUAAAACACCUAUCGAUCUGGUGAAGGUGCAGGAGGCAAACGCCUCAACCAAGAAGAAAACGACCAAAUAUACAUCUCUGUACACCACAGAAGGCCAGGACAGGCUGACGGUCAUCCUCCCAGGGCGCCAUGGCUGCGACUGCCUGGCACAGAAACACAAACUCAUCAACAACUGUCUGAAUUGUGGCCGCAUCGUGUGUGAGCAGGAGGGCUCUGGACCCUGCAUGUUCUGUGGAAUCUUGGUGUGCACGAGGGAGGAGCAGGAGAUCCUGGUUCGUGAUUCCAACAAGAGUCAGAGAUUACGGAAGAAGCUCAUGGCGACGUCUGCUGGGAAUUCUGAUAGCUUUGAGAGGGACCUGUUGCCUCACCAAGAAACGCUUUUGAAGACUGGGCUGGAGAAAGCAAUUAAACACAAGGACAAGCUAUUAGAAUACGACAAAACCAGUGCUCGACGCACACAGGUCAUUGACGAUGAGUCUGAUUACUUUACGUCAGACACCAACCAAUGGCUGUCCAAACAGGAGCGAGAGGCAUUACGCUUGCGGGAUGAAGAAUUACGAGAUUUACGACACGCAUCUCGUCAAACAAGGAAGAUCACGAUAGACUUUGCAGGGAGACAGGUCCUGGAAAGUGAAGAUCAUUUGGAUCAGUACUACAACAGACUGGAUGAAUUUGUACACGAGAUCAAAACUGGGGCCCAGAAUAGUCACCUCAGCAACCAGGAGGAACGUGCCCAGCGACAACACAAGUUGGGGGAAUUAGUCAAUCCUGAUAUCGUCCAGCCUCCUCCUCUGUGGGUGGAGCAGACCGGUACAGGGAGCGCGAGGCGAGGGCUGGGUUGUCGUUUGUCGAGUGCAGACAAUGAUGGCGGCUCAGAGAGAAGCCGACUACGUAUCCAGGACCGAGAGUUGCUGGAAAUCUCUGAUAGCGGAAUGUGCCUCAGCAUGCACCAGCCUUGGGCUUCACUGCUCAUCACAGGCAUCAAAAGGGCAGAGGGGAGGACCUGGUACACGUCACACCGAGGCCGGCUAUGGAUUGCAGCAGCUGCCAAAAAACCUUCAUCACAGGAAAUAGCAGAGAUUGAACAAAGCUAUAAGGCGAUGUAUGGCAAAGGUGUACUGUUUCCUAAAGACUACCCGACGGGCUGCCUGCUGGGCUGUGUGGAUCUGCUGGACUGCGUGUCUCAGGAGCAGUAUCGGGAACAGUUUACAGAUCAGGAGUCUGGUUCUCCUUUCGUCUUCAUUUGUGCCAACCCACAGGAGCUGCUGGUAAAAUUCCCAAUGAAAGGGAAACACAAAAUCUGGAAAUUGGACACCAAGAUUCACCAAGGAAUGAAGAAGGGCUUAAUGCGACAAAAACAGAGUUCAACCUAGAGAAGAGUGAGAGCCAGAGCCACAUCUGCCUGUUUUGUGUAGAAAAAUCCUUCACGUCAACAAUUGAAUAAUCAACCUUAAAGACACUGCAAUUCAUUGACCACAAUCCAGUCAGUAUGCAGAGUAUUUAUUAAUUCCUCAGUGUUCUCAAACCUGUAGUUGCCAAAAACUUUACGUGAAUAAUCCAGUUCCCUCAUGACUCAAGAAAGCAUGAACUGUAUUGGUAUACAGUAUUCUUUUACAAUGAAUAUAGAGCCCAACAAAAUAACUUUGCUAACCAAUAAACUAGCUACUCUCCUAGAGCAAGAAAGGAAGCCGGCGUGAUUUCCACAACUACAAACUCGUGAGUUUUGCCAAAACAAGUAUCUAUGGCUAUUCAGUUGAUUAAAGGAGUUGAUUUGCACCAUC